GAUAAGAUGCAAAAUUCGAUCAAUCAUGAUUUAUUGCUCUCUCUCUCACUUACUCCAUAUCUAAAAAAAACACAAUAAUUGCAUUAGGCUCAUAUAUAUUAUAUCAUCAUCAAAGAUCAUCUUUGCUGCUGGUUUGUUGGUUGUUAAGUUUGUACCCACAAUCUCUUUCUCAUGGGCUUUGCUGCUGCCGUCUUCAACACCUGCUUUGAAUCAAUUAUAGUAAUUCAAAUCUAUGGCUCCUAAUUGCUUCCCAUCUCCAGUUUCUAUUUUUAUCACCUCUUUCCCAAUUGCCCCCUUUCACCUUCUUCUCAUCUUCCUCCACUCUCUCUUAUAACAAUCAUCAAAUCUGAUAAUUGAGUUUGAGUUUAAUUUAAUUUCAAUCUGAAUUUGAUCGAUCGGUCGAUGGCGUCGUUGUUCCUGUACCACGUGGUGGGAGAUCUGACGGUGGGGAAGCCCGAGCUGUCGGAGUUUUGGAUGACGGAGACUGUGGCUGCGGCAAUCCGGACGAUCGGGGAUACAUCGGAAGGAGGGAUACCGGUGUGGAGGAACAGAUCGACAAAGAUGGCGGCGGCCGAGAGUGCCGAAAGCAGGCAGCAGAGGUUCGUCGGGAUUCUCAACGCGCUGGACAUUGUAGCCUUCUUGGCCAGAGACGAAUGCUUGGCCGAUCAGGAUAAGGCCUUGAGCACCCCUGUUUCUCAUGUUGUUGUUCCCAAUAGCUCCGCCCUUAAGGUUGUUGAUCCUGGCACAAGAUUAAUAGAUGCUUUGGAGAUGAUGAAACAAGGGGUUAAGAGACUUGUGGUGCCAAAGAGCCUAACUUGGAGAGGAAUUAGCAAACGGUUUUCCAUUCUGUACAACGGAAAGUGGCUCAAGAACAACAGCAGCAACAGCAGCCUCCUGAACCCAUCCAGCACUAACCGUCUUCCAACAUCGUGUGUGCAAGACAGGUUCUGCUGCCUGUCGAGGGAGGACGUUUUGCGGUUCCUCAUCGGCUGCCUGGGGGCCCUGGCCCCCUUGCCCCUCUCCUCCAUCGCCUCCCUCGGGGCCAUCAAUUGCCGUGACUACUGCUGGAUGGAGGCCUCCCGCCCGGCAGCCGAGGCCGCCGCCAUGCGCCCACAGGAGCCUUGCGCGGUGGCCAUCGUUGUGGUGGACCCCACCGACAGCAAGAAGAAGAAGACGAAGAAGAAGAUCAUUGGGGAGAUAUCCUCCGCGAAGCUCUGGAAGUCCGAUUUCUUGGCCGCUGCUUGGGCACUCGCUAACCUAUCCGCUGCCCAGUUCAUCAUGGGGAUCGAGGAAGACAACAACUCCUCCUCCUCCUUCUCCUCCUCCAUGGCAGGUGAGGGUAUUAAAGAGAAUAAUCAUAAAAAUAUUAGUAAUGGUGAGAAUCCGAGUAGCAAUACUAAUAACAAUUCUAAGAUGAGGAAGAUAUUCAGUAGCAGCAAGAGUAUUGGAUUGUAUGGGAAUUUCGGGAUGUAUAGGGGGAGGAGUGCCCCUCUUACGUGUAGGGAGACAAGCUCGUUGGCAGCUGUGAUGGCACAGAUGUUGUCCCAUAGGGCCACACACGUUUGGGUCACUCAAGUCGAUGAUGAUGAUAAUAGCGAUAUCUUGGUUGGUGUGGUUGGGUAUGCUGAUAUCUUGGCUGCCGUCACCACCCAACCUGCCCCAUGAUUCAUAAAUAUAUGAUCAUUGUGUAUGGUUUUGUUUCAGAUGUUGUUACUAUAGAGGGAGGGAUUAGGAGAAUGUUGCUUCUCUUUCUAUGUCACUCAUUUUUUAGUUCUGUUACAGUUUCAAGAGGUUUGUGUAUAUUGUGCUGCCGACGAUUAUUAUAUUGAAUGUUCGAUUUGUGGAGUAAAGCCAAUGUUGUUCGAUUUUGGUUGGUUCCUGUUGAGAGUUUGAUGCAGGCACAAGCGUACGAAGGACUCGAGAGUAUAAAUUCACGAUAAUUUGUAUUUUAUUUCAAUCUUCACCACUGAUCAUAAGAGCAGCCACAAUGCUUU
Messenger RNA from Striga asiatica, 1994 nucleotides. Lineage: Eukaryota; Viridiplantae; Streptophyta; Magnoliopsida; Lamiales; Orobanchaceae. The record is from the annotation of a GenBank genome assembly.